Messenger RNA from Oxyura jamaicensis (ruddy duck), 2196 nucleotides. RefSeq names its product solute carrier family 10 member 2 (gene SLC10A2). The coding region runs from base 1 to 1098 and encodes 365 amino acids. The transcript has 6 exons. The record is from RefSeq and is a predicted model, not a curated record. Gene Ontology annotation, cellular component: apical plasma membrane. Lineage: Eukaryota; Metazoa; Chordata; Aves; Anseriformes; Anatidae. Gene Ontology annotation, biological process: bile acid and bile salt transport. Gene Ontology annotation, molecular function: bile acid:sodium symporter activity.
AUGCAGACUUUCUUGCUUUCCCAGCAACUUAAUGCUAGGUCUUUGACAAAAAACUUCAUGGAUUGUCCGGCAAAUGCUACUAUUUGCAGUGGUACAUCUUGUGUGUUACCAGAAGAUGAUUUUAACCGUACUUUGAGUACGGUUUUAAGUACUGUUCUGACGAUCAUGCUGGCUUUGGUGAUGUUCUCCAUGGGUUGCAAUGUGGAAGUUAAAAAAUUCUGGAACCACAUAAAAAGGCCCUGGGGUAUUUUUGUGGGUUUCCUCUGUCAGUUUGGAAUUAUGCCUCUCACAGCUUUCUUGCUGUCACUGGCCUUUAACGUGCUUCCUAUUCAAGCUGUCGUGGUGCUAAUCAUGGGAUGCUGUCCAGGAGGCACAGCCUCCAAUAUCAUCGCUUACUGGGUGGAUGGUGACAUGGACCUAAGCAUCAGCAUGACAACUUGCUCCACAUUGCUUGCAAUGGGGAUGAUGCCACUCUGUCUCUUUGUUUAUACCAAGAUGUGGACUGAUUCUGAUGCAAUUGUACUCCCCUACAACAGCAUUGGAAUUUCACUGGUAGCUCUUGUAAUUCCUGUUUCAUUAGGAGUGUAUGUUAACCACAGAUGGCCUAGGAAAGCAAAAAUCAUACUUAAGGUUGGUUCCAUAGUGGGAGCGAUCCUUAUCGUGCUCAUUGCUGUCGUUGGGGGAAUACUCUACAAAGGCUCCUGGAUUAUCUCACCUAAAUUAUGGAUCAUUGGUACCAUAUUUCCAGCAGCUGGCUAUUCUCUGGGAUUCUUUCUGGCCCGUGUUGCUGGUCUGUCUUGGAACAGAUGUCGUACAGUGUCUCUGGAAACAGGCAUGCAAAACACUCAGUUAUGUUCAACGAUAGUACAGCUCUCCUUCAGUCCUGAACAACUUGAAUUGAUGUUUACAUUCCCGCUCAUCUACAGCAUUUUCCAGCUGUUGUUUGCACUAAUAUUUUUAGCAGGCUACCGUGUUUACAGAAGAUACCAUGUCAAACCGAAGACAGAUGUUGAGAAAACAGAAGAAAAAGAUGAUUCAAAAUCAAUUUCAUCACAUGCUAAAACAAAUGGAGGUUUUGUAUCAAAUGAGACAAAAUAGACAAUAAUAUCUCUGUUCCCAUCAACUGAAAAUAUAUAAGAUAUAUGGUUUACUUAAACUUCUUUUCAGAUGCUGUUGCUUUAGGGAAAUAUUUGGCAAAACAAGGAGUUCUAUGGAUAUUGUACAGUGAGACUUUAAAAUGAUUAACAUAUGAAAGAUUUCUGCUUCAAUUUUGAACGUGGUUUCUGCCACAAUUGCACAAUCUGUUUUGGAAGCUAAUUCCCUAAAAUAUUUAAUGUUUUAUUAUGGUUUAUGUAAAGAAAGAAAGGCAGAAUAAAGGUUGUCUAUUGCUAAAAAAAAAAAAAAAAAAAAAAAAUUUACUUUACUGACUCAGGGCCAUGAUCCUGCAAAACUGUCUACUAGUCUCAGCCCUUGUACCAAAGAGAAAUCUUGCAAAAGUGCCUGAGCAGCAACAGGAGUUGAUGUGGAAGAUCCGAUGAAGCUAUUGGACUUUCACUGAACAUGAAUCAGCCAUGAAAUUGAAACAAGCUAGUAAUGAAAUAAAGUUUUGUUUAGGUCAGUCUGGGCACACUAAAGUCAUUGCACUGUACUAAUUGCUUGAAAUGUUAAUUUAUUCUAAAGUAAUAAGUUUAACAAUGCAAGGUACCUUACAACUCCAUUUUUUUUUGCAUGAAUUAAUAUAAAGCAACAGCUUUGCAUCUUCAGUCUGAGUCUAUUAGGUGCUGGAAACAUGAACAGAGAGAUAAAGCUUAGGGCACAAGCCUAGGGCAGUUUCAGUGACAGCUCUGUACAAAGGCUGAAUUUGGGGAAAUGUAAGAAAAGAACAGCUUCUGCACAGAAAGGGAGGCAUUUGAAAGUGGAAUAAAAUUGUCCCUGAUUCAUCCAGGAGUACAUUCACCACUGUAGAGACAAGAUAGCAGUGUUUGCAGAUAGUCAUAUAUUUCUGUGAUUUUAUGAACUCAGUAAGUUUGAGCUUACCACAUGUCCAUGACAUUACCACAUGUCCAUAACUACACUGAUGUAGUUAAUGACUGUAUUAUUUUAAUUAUAUAAAACACAGACAGAAAUAAUUGGAUGGAAAUAUACAUUAUUUGUCUCUGAAAAUUCAAGGCAUGUGUGGAAAACUGUCCUAAGUGU